Closterium sp. NIES-65 is the source of this 1389-nucleotide messenger RNA. Lineage: Eukaryota; Viridiplantae; Streptophyta; Zygnematophyceae; Desmidiales; Closteriaceae. The record is from the annotation of a GenBank genome assembly.
AUGCCGUCGCAUCGCUAUCGCGUGUUUCUGCGAGCGGGUAUAUCGGAGGAGCAUAAAGAGGAUGUUUUGCGAAGCUUCUUCGAGAAGUUCGGGACCGUGAUCGACGUGUACGUGCCGCGCGAUCCGUUCACCGGCACGCUGAAAGGCAUCGCGUUCAUCUCGUUCGAAGAAGAGGAAGCCGUCAAAGCCGCGGUGGAAAACGACUCUUACGAGAUAUGCGGCGUGACCAUUCCCAUAACCAAAGCCGAACCUCGAGGACCGGAGCAGCCAUCCCGCCGCCGAGCUUACAACGACGACCGACCCUCCCACCGAGCCUCCGGCUACCCCCCGUCUUCCCUCGCCAUGGCAGCCGCAGCAGCACCCCGAGCCGCUCUAGGCUCGGAAGGCUUGGAUUACUACUCCGUCACUCCUCUAGUCACGUCUGGCGGCUAUGGUGCCGGACUAAGUUCGGGAUAUGGAGGCGGGUAUAUACUGUCGAAUGCUAUGGAGGGGUAUGGGCGCAGCGGAGGCGGGGGAGGAGGCGGAGGCGGAGGCGGAGGGGGAGGAUUUGAGGACGAGUUUCGGAUCUUUGUGGGGGGAGUGGCGGAGGAGAUCAGCGAGCAGGACGUUAAGGGGCAUUUUGAACAGUACGGAACGGUAGAGGACGUGUAUUUUCCUAAAGAUAGAGCCUCCGGCACUCGGCGCGGCUUCUGCUACGUGCGGUUUAACUCGUUCGCGGCGGCGGACAGCGCGUGCGCGCGCAGCCAGCGCAUGAUCAAGGGCUCGCCCCUCCACGAGAUCCGCAUGGCGCAGCCGCGCCCGCCCCUGCUCGCGGGGGGAAGGGGCGGGGAUGGGCGGAGAGGAGGGGGAGGCGGAGGGGGAGGGGGAGGAGGAGGUGGUGGUGGGGGGUAUGGGGGCGGAUAUGGGGGUGGGUAUGGUGGUGGUGGUGGUGGUGGGGGAGGGGGAGGGGGAGGGGGAGGGGGAGGGGGAUAUGGGGGCGGUCCUCUGGCCCUCCCCCUCUCCUCCCCACUUUCCUUCUCAUCCCGUCUCCCUCCGUUGCCCUUAUCCACUCUCAUUUCCCCCAUCUACAAUGCACAAUGCACCUACCAAUCGUAUACCACAUCCCCUCCCUCCCGACUCACUGCUCUCCUCCUCUCUCACUUGCUCUCCUCCUCUCUCACUUGCUCUCCUCCUCUCUCACUUGCUCUCCUCCUCUCUCACUUGCUCUCCUCCUCUCUCACUUGCUCUCCUCCUCUCUCACUUGCUCUCCUCCUCUCUCACUUGCUCUCCUCCUCUCUCACUUGCUCUCCUCUCUCACUUGCUCUCCUCUCUCACUUGCUCUCCUCCUCUCUCACUUGCUCUCCUCCUCUCUCACUUUCUCUCCUCCUCUCUCAAUUUCUCUCCUCCUAG